Nerophis lumbriciformis (worm pipefish) is the source of this 1942-nucleotide messenger RNA. It is a transcript of the gene upp1, whose product is annotated as uridine phosphorylase 1. Lineage: Eukaryota; Metazoa; Chordata; Actinopteri; Syngnathiformes; Syngnathidae. The record is from RefSeq and is a predicted model, not a curated record. Gene Ontology annotation, cellular component: cytoplasm; cytosol. Gene Ontology annotation, biological process: uridine catabolic process; nucleotide catabolic process. Gene Ontology annotation, molecular function: uridine phosphorylase activity.
GGUUAGCGAUGCAUUCACGUUACCAUUGUUUGACUGGGGAAACAACAGCUUUGUUUUAUACCUUUUGAAAAUGCGUUUUUAUUGCUUACAUUCAGCUUACUGUUUGGUGUUCUGAGUAUAGUAAUAGCUUGACAUUGUAAAAAAAAAAAAAAAAAAAGUUUGAUAAACAUUUUUUAGAUUGCUGUUUCUUUUGCUUCGGGUGAGUGGAUUCCCUGUUUCCGACACAGAUGGAUUUAAUGAAGAACAAGGAAACGAGCAGGGGGAGGGACGACCAACACGUCUGGAACCAGCAGCCAGUUGUCCAUACAUAAUGUCCUUGGGAAGCCGUCCGUCCUCCAUCCGCCGAACAUGUCCCAGCCACCGAAGACGGCGCUGGCUAAGCAGACAGUUCAUGCUAUGGAUAUUAGCCCGCUGAAGAACAACACUGUGUGGAAUAUAGUCCUGCCAGCUAAUACCAAGGAUACGUUUGAUGCACCGCAUGUGGAAAACGUUAAGUCGACGCUCUUGUCUCAUGCCUGUUCUUAUGCAGAACCCUUACCUUCAGGGCAUGAAAGAGGACUUCCUGUACCACUUUAACCUGGGAAAAGGAACGCACAACCUUCCUGCUCUGUUUGGUGAUGUCAAAUUUGUGAGUGUUGGGGGCAGUGCACAGCGAAUGAGAGAGUUCAUUGAGUACAUUGCCACCGAGCUUGGUAUUGAAGACGCCCAAUCGAACUACCCCAAUAUAUGUGUGGGAACAGAUCGCUAUGCCAUGUACAAAGUCGGCCCUGUACUCUCUGUCAGCCAUGGAAUUGGCAUCCCAUCUAUGUCAACAAUGUUGCAUGAGCUGAUAAAACUCCUGCAUUACGCUCAAUGCACGGAUGUUACAAUAGUACGCAUCGGAACAUCAGGUGGACUAGGCCUCGAGCCUGGUACUGUGGUUGUCACCAGACAGACUGUGGACGCCACAUUUCUGCCCAAAUUCGAGCAGCUGAUCUUGGGGAAGAAGGUGGUCCGCGAUUCUGACCUGGACCGCUGCCUGGCUGAAGAGCUGUUGGAGUGCAGCAAGGAGCUGGAUCAGUUUAAGACGGUCAUAGGCGACACCAUGUGCACUCUGGACUUCUACGAAGGUCAAGGCCGUUUGGAUGGAGCUUUCUGCUCGUACACCGAGAAGGAAAAACACGAAUACUUGACCAAAGCCCAGGAAGCAGGCGUCUGCAAUAUCGAAAUGGAGUCCACCGUCUUUGCUGCCAUGUGCAAACUGGGCAACCUACGAGCGGCUGUGGUUUGCACUACAUUACUGGACCGUCUGAAGAAAGAUCAGGUGACGAGCUCUCAUGAUGUCCUCCACGACUAUCAACAACGACCUCAGAGACUGGUGGCCUACUACAUCAAGAAGCAGCUAAAGGCCAAAGCUCGUAAUAGCUGAACGUUGCACUCCUGCUAUUAAAAGAUUGUUGAUUUGUUGAACUUAAAUAUUCGUAUUUAUGCAACUUUUGUACGAUUCAAGAGUACUCAGCGACGAGGAUAUAUGCAAGGCCUUAUGUUUUGUAUUCUGUUGUAAUGUGACAUAAUAAAAACAUACUUCUUCAUUCAUUCUCUUGGGUUUGAUCUUAAAUUGUGAAAAACAUUGGCUUUAACAGGUGUGGCUGUGGGCAACCUCCCAAUCAACUGUGUAGGACUCGUCAGCGGAGUUAAUGCUGACUGAGCCGUUUGCUCUUCACCACAAUUUUAACAUUGCUUCUGUUGUCUGUGUUGUGCAAUAUACUUCAUAUCAAUCAAUCAAUCAAUCAAUGUUUAUUUAUAUAGCCCUAAAUCACAAGUGUCUCAAAGGGCUGCACAAGCCACAACGACAUCCUCGGUACAGAGCCCACAUAAGGGCAAGGAAAAACUCACCCCAGUGGUACGUCGAUGUGAAUGACUAUGAGAAACCUUGGAGAGGACCGCAUAUGUGAGUAACACC